AGGAGUAAAACUCUCGAUUGAGAAGACCCGCAAACCCGGAGAACCGCCGACCCGAUUCUAUACCCCUCAGGUUUUAGCAGGUACCUGACCCGCUGCAGGACUCUAGCAUGCGCAGUAGAAUGAAAUAGCUGACCGCUCUACUACUCAUGCACAGUCGCAAGACGAAAGAAGCCGCCGGAAGAGGAUCGCUCCGUGGUACUCGCUGGAAUAACCCCUGAUAGGAGCACCGGCCCGGGGUUUCAGGAGAGAGCUCGUCUCAUGCGGCUGCUGCUCUGCGGUGCUGCCUGUCAGUCACAUUAAAUACAGAGAAGGAGGAGAAUAAAGAGGACGAGGCUGUCGGCGGAACAGGUAUUGCAGAAGCCAGAAUGUUUUCUCCAAACCUUGCGACUUUCCUCGGGUUAUUGACCCAAUUGGUCUUGAAUUGCCCUACUGCUCUUGGAACAGACUUCCGAUCUGCUUUCUCGGUUGCCCGCACCAGCAGCAUGGAAGGGGGCCCAGAAAUGGUCAUCACUUUUGACAAGGUCUACGUGAACAUCGGUGGAGAUUUCGACCCCAAGACUGGUACGUUCAGGUGCAGGAUUCCAGGGGCAUAUUACUUCUCCUUCACCGUUGGGAAGUUCCCCAAGAAGAACCUUUCGGUCAUGCUGAUGAAGAAUAAGAACGAGGUCCAGGUUAUUGUUUAUGAUGAGGAUCAUCACAAAGAGAGGAAAGUAGCAAGUCAGAGCGCCAUGCUGCAACUGGACUAUGGGGAUACUGUUUGGCUUCGUCUUCAUGGAGACCCCAAAUAUGCUAUCUACAGCAACAUUGGGCCCUACACAACUUUUAAUGGAUAUUUGAUUUAUCCAGACGUGUCCUCCACCUACCAAAGUACCAACGACCUUUACACGAUGCAGAACAAUGGCGGAGUCCAGUUUUUGCGAGGGCCGGUUUUAGAGGCCAACAAAGGCAGUCACACGUCUGCUGACCACCCCUCUAUAAACCCAGAUCCUAGGUCUGCAUUCUCCGUUGCCCGCACUGAAAGCAUUGUAGGAACCGAAGACGGAAAAACCCAACAUCAAGCCAUCACCUUUGACACUGAAUUUGUAAAUAUCGGGAAAGAUUUCAAAUUGUCCUCAGGGGAAUUUCAUUGCAGGGUGGCGGGAGCCUAUUACUUUGCUUUCACCAUAGGAAAAAUGCCCUACAAGACUAUGUCCGUCAAGCUGAUGAAGAACCAGAAUGAAGUGCAGGCCAUGAUUUACGAUGACAGCGAUUCCAAGAAGCGAGAGAUGCAGAGCCAGAGCAUGAUGCUCUCGCUCCAUUAUGGAGACACCAUCUGGCUCUACAGCCACAGUCAUGAAGGGUAUGGGGCCUACAGCAAUCAUGGGAAAUAUAUCACUUUCACUGGGUUUCUUGUGUACCCGGAAAUGACUCCCAAACAACAUGCGCCCGCCACCAAUCAGAAAUUAGAAGAGAUCUGAGCAGGACAAAAACUGGUUUCUAGUCUCCAGUGUAGGAGAUGUAGGCUAGUCCUUGUCUGUUGAGCAUGUUGUACAUAAUCUUUGUCUCUGUCUUGAACUCUGCAUGCCGGUUGUACUGGGUGGGAGAGAACCAGUCGCCCAGUGAUGAGACAAUUAAGUGUGGAAUGAUUUUUUCAGAGUUACAUUAAUGUGGGUUAGACAGUUGGGGUGGGAUUACUAACACCAUGUAAAGGCUAAGCAAUACUGGAUGGUGGGUGGGUGGUUGAUGGGAAUAUGGCAGAUUUUAUAUGAAAAAUGUGGCAUCUCCUUUUAAUCAGCAAUAAACAGGAGGUCAAUGCAAGAACUAAA
This is a messenger RNA of Xenopus laevis (African clawed frog), 1805 nucleotides long. RefSeq names its product C1q and TNF related 4 S homeolog (gene c1qtnf4.S). The record is from RefSeq and is a predicted model, not a curated record. The transcript is spliced from 3 exons. Gene Ontology annotation, cellular component: extracellular region. NCBI's taxonomy places the organism in Eukaryota, Metazoa, Chordata, Amphibia, Anura, Pipidae. The coding region runs from base 366 to 1457 and encodes 363 amino acids.